Messenger RNA from Phycodurus eques (leafy seadragon), 3602 nucleotides. RefSeq lists its product as uncharacterized. The record is from RefSeq and is a predicted model, not a curated record. The transcript is spliced from 7 exons. Bases 268 to 1710 code for a protein of 480 amino acids. NCBI's taxonomy places the organism in Eukaryota, Metazoa, Chordata, Actinopteri, Syngnathiformes, Syngnathidae.
CUCUCAUGAAUUUGACUGCUGCUCUUGCUGCCUGGCCCCCUUUAUUUCCCUCAGCUGGAGGAGCUGAAAACAUCCACACGCACGCCGACACGGGCAUCAUGACCCUACACAAGGAGACGGUAUAUGCUGUUCAAUGCAGUCAGCAACGUUUUCUUCAAUUUUACGGCAGAAGAAGUUUCACGUGAGGAAUCUUCGAGGAACCGUUUUUGUCCCCCCCGCCCCCCAACUUCAAAGUGAAGUUUCUGUAAAUUCAGGAACAGUGGCAACAUGAGUGUCAAAAGGAAAAAGAGUGGGCUGAUCAUCAGUUGGCAGAAGUCAUUCUCCAUCCUGGCUCCUUGGAGGAAAGGCAAAGGAGCCCGAGACACAGUACUGGACAGUGCAGUUGUGUUGACAAAAAUGAAGCUAUACAGCAACUUCAAUGAGAGGCUUUCAGAGGUGGAAAACUUCCAUUCUGCCCUCCCUGCAGCUUCAGAACAGAAGUUCUCACAGCACUCCAAAGAACCUUUGUCGGUUUCCCACACUGAUGACAAGUCAGGACAGCAUCAAUCGCACACAAAUGCAGACUUCCUGUCAGACAUAUUCUCAGGCUCUCAGCUGACAACGUUCUACAAGUUUGAGUCAGAGGACUCUGGAGUGGAGUUGUCGAGUGGUAACUCUACAUCUACGCCAACGGGCUCUGACCAGAACUUUGCUGUCCACAGUCGUGAGUCAUCCCGUGACUCAUCUAAUUUAAACUCCAACCCACCAACACAGUCUGACGAGAAAAUAAGACAUAGACAGAGCACCGACAUCUCACAGCCCGAAGUUGAGAUCAGCUCUCCAGCCUCUAGAACUGAUCUGGAAAUGGAUCCGUCUAGUGUGUCUCCAAUGAACCCCGGGAGCGAUGAGGAAAUGAUUGAAAAGCUCGAGAAGGAGGAGAACGUCAAGCCCGGGAAACAAUCAUUAUCAGAAACCUAUAAUAACAAGGCAGACGAUGACAUUGAGUCUUUAAAGGGGAGUGGCACUUGCGACGGCUUUGUCAAGUACAUGGACAAAUGCUGCAUACUCAGUGAGACACAGCAAUCAAGCUCCAAUCCUUUGGGGUCAGGACUUGGGUACUUGGAGCACAUCUGCCAACUCAUCGAGAAAAUUGGCCAGCUGCAGGAGAACAACCUUCGUCUUCAGAGGCAGAUCUGUUGCUUGCAGAAGGAUGGCAGGAUGACAAAGACGAAAGAGGACUUCUUCCAACACCAUUGCAGCUGUGGCGCUGCCACUCUGGCCUUUGAAGACAUGGAUGACGUUUUGUCACGUAGCGGAACGCUCGCUGAUCUGUCCACCAUUCCGGAGGUCUCGCGGCACCCACUCCUGUCUUCCAACAGUAUUGCAGAUGUGAGUGGCGACGGUUGGACACCGAUCCCUCUGCGGAAGACACGUCUCAACCGCACGAGUUACCACGAGGGGGAUGCCUUCCUCCGUGAAAGCACCGAAGAGCUUUCCAUCCCUCGUCGGCCGCAGGGUGAUUACGACACAUGGGGCAGAGUCAAGGACCUGGUGAAGAGAACGAAUAUGCGGAACAAGAGCAAACUGGGAUUAAGCACAUCCUCACUGAAGAUGUCAUGUCCUCAACUCUACAGGCCUGAUCUGGGACGAAAGGAACCCGCUGACAGAAGCAGGAACUCCAUGAUUGUCUUGGGGCACCCUAACAAAUUGUACAUCCCUUGGCUACAAUAAACUACGAGGUAGUGCAAACUGUUGACAACUUUAUGUUCCAGUUCCACGCACUUUAAAGGUCUUUAGGUUGAAAGGUCGAAGCAUCAUCAAAAGCAGGGGAUUGUUAAAAUUUUGGUUACUUGCGAGAUAUUUUACCAAGGACCGCCUCAUAAUUGUAACACAAAUGAAACAUAAACAGUGUUGUGCAAUUCUGUCUCAAGGAUCAGCAAACUGCAAGCAUAUUAUGAUACUGACUGAGGAAUAAACACGCAACGACAGGCUUCCUUUGUCAAAGUGGACGAAAAAAAACUAUUUCAACUGUCAACUGGAACACUGUGUCAUGUGAAGACAGUGACCCCAAGUGGACAACAAUCAUAUCCGCACCUCAUAUACACGCAUACAGUACAGUAUUAAUUAUACAAGUAAUGCGCUAUACGUGCGUAACAUUGCAUUUAAACUUGGGACAGCACACUGGAGAACCUGCUUUGGGAGACGUGAGCACCUGAAAUGAGCUUUGUCAUUGCUGAUAUGGCAUGACGCCUUCUUGUGACUGGCUCCAAGUCAGCCCCUGCUUUGAUCAUUCACAAGCUCCAAAAUUGCAUUGCUCAAUAGAUGUUAUCUCGUGAUAGCGUUUGUUCGUAUGUCCAAAAUAUUCACGCACACCCAGUUAGUGGAUCAACUUCAGCAUCUGUUUGUGCGAGCAAUAAAGUUUGCGACCAUUUUUGCACAUGCAACCUUUUAGUACACAGAGAGCAAAGUACUGGGGUCCACAUCCGGCCCGCCACAUCAUUUUAUGUGGUCCGCUAAAACAACUCAUUUUCUACUUCUUAUUUCUUGAUAAAAUCUGUACCAUUAUUGCAAAUUUGAUCCCCUUUUAAUAAUGAGAUACUGCAAGCGUUUUUUUUUUUAAAAUAUUAUUAUUACCAAACACCCUUUUUAAAAAUAGUACUUGAGCAAACUAUUAUAGUGGAUUUUAAAACUAGUUAUCCAUCAAUUUGUUGUGUACAGUGGAUGACCACUAUCCACUCUCCACUGUAUCAGGGAUAGGGACUGGGCCCGAUCGUGAAUAGCAAAAAUCUGUCAAUAGUUAGCGUUCAUUAGAAUUGCCAUGAAAAAAAAAAUCUGAUUUUCUUUAUUUAUUUAUUUUUUUUUUUCCCCCCUGAAAAAAAAAAUAAAUCAAGAAAAAAGGCUCAUUUCAAAUCAAAAUAUGUUAAUUCAGUCAAAGGUAACUCAAAAUGGAAAAAUGGAACUUGAUUUUAUUUUAUGGGGCAUUUCCAUAUAAUUGGAUCAAUAACGGUAAAGACGUACCGCACAAAAUUUAUUUUUGAAAAUCGAUUAAUGAGUAUUUGAAUUAUUGACAGUUGUUAUCAUUCAAAAGGUCAACAUGGUUUCUGAGAAAAAAGUUAUAAAGUAAUAUUUUUGCUUACACUUCUAAUGCCAACAUGUCGUUCCCAUUUUGGUUUGAUCUCAUUUUGUCUCUAUCCAUCCAUCCAUCCAUCCAUCCAUUUUCUGAGCCGCUUCCCCUCACCAGGGUCGCGGUCACAAACAAACAAACAACCAUCCGCACUCACAUUCACACCUACGGGCAAUUGAGGGUCGUCUUUUAACCUAGCAUGCAUGUUUUUGGGAUGUGGGAGGAAACCGGAGUGCCCGGAGAAAAGCCGCGCAGGCGGGGCAGGGGAUUGAACCCAGGUCCUCAGAACUGUGAGGCAGACGCUCCAACCAGUCGCCCACCGUGCCGCCCAUUUUGUCUCUCACGUGGUUAAAUGCAGCUGUGAGUUCUUUUCUUUUCUGUAUUUUAAUUACUAUUAAUUAAUAUUGUAAGGAAAUAUAAUAUUCCUAUGAUUUUUGUAUAUCUGUCUGACAACUUUUCUUGAUAUUGUAUGUUGCAGUAUGCAUAUUACAUCGAUAUU